AUGCUAAAAAUUAUUAUCCCCUCAAUCAUACUUCUCUUUAUAACAUGGUUAUCACCACAUAAAAUAAUCUGAACAAACAUUACAUCCCACAGCUUCAUAGUAAGCAUUAUUAGCCUAUCUCUCCUAUGACAAAACGAUGAAAACUACCUUAAUUUCUCAACCAUAUUCUCCUCCGACCCUUUAUCCUCCCCAUUAAUUAUCCUAACUACUUGACUCCUACCACUAAUACUCAUAGCUAGCCAAAACCACCUAAAAAAAGAAAAACCAUCACACCAAAAAUUUUAUAUCUCCAUAUUAAUUAGCCUUCAAGUCCUCCUAAUCAUAACUUUUUCAGCAACCGAACUAAUUAUAUUCUAUAUCCUAUUUGAGGCUACCUUAAUUCCCACACUAAUUAUCAUUACUCGAUGAGGUAACCAAACGGAACGAUUAAACGCAGGAAUUUACUUUCUAUUCUACACACUCAUUGGCUCUAUUCCUCUCCUAAUCGCCCUCAUCUAUAUUCAAAACUCCACAGGCUCAUUAAACUUUACAAUCCUACUACUAUCAUCUAACUCAAUUGAUUCUUCCUGAUCUAACAACAUCCUAUGACUAGCGUGCAUAAUAGCAUUCCUCAUCAAAAUACCAUUAUAUGGAGUGCACCUAUGACUUCCCAAAGCACAUGUAGAAGCUCCAAUCGCAGGCUCCAUAAUCCUAGCAGCCAUUCUACUAAAACUAGGAGGAUAUGGAAUAAUCCGGAUCUCAAUCAUCCUAGAUCCAUUAACAAAACACAUAGCCUAUCCCUUUAUUGUCCUAUCUGUCUGAGGAAUAAUUAUAACAAGCUCCAUCUGCCUUCGACAGACAGACCUUAAAUCACUUAUCGCUUACUCCUCAGUAAGUCAUAUAGCCCUAGUAAUCUCAUCUAUUAUAAUCCAAACACCAUGAAGCUUUAUAGGAGCCUCAAUUCUAAUAAUUGCCCACGGACUAACCUCCUCUCUCUUAUUCUGUCUAGCUAACUCAAACUACGAACGAAUUCAUAACCGAACUAUAAUUAUAGCCCGAGGCUUACAAACAAUCUUCCCUCUGAUAGCAACACUAUGAUUAUUAGCUAGCUUAGCUAAUCUAGCUUUACCACCAUCAAUCAAUCUCAUAGGAGAACUAUUUAUUGCUAUAUCACUGUUUUCCUGAUCCAACUUCUCAAUUAUCCUCAUAGGAAUUAACAUCGUAAUUACAGCUAUGUACUCAAUAUACAUGAUCAUUACUACACAACGAGGAAAACCAGUAGAUCAUAUAAAUAACCUCCAACCCUCUCACACUCGAGAAUUAACCCUGAUAUUUCUUCAUAUCCUUCCUCUAGCUCUUCUCACCAUCAACCCAAAACUUAUCUCAGGGCUAACAAUAU
Mastomys coucha (southern multimammate mouse) is the source of this 1378-nucleotide messenger RNA. The record is from the annotation of a RefSeq genome assembly. Lineage: Eukaryota; Metazoa; Chordata; Mammalia; Rodentia; Muridae.